Messenger RNA from Gryllus bimaculatus (two-spotted cricket), 4231 nucleotides. The record is from the annotation of a GenBank genome assembly. NCBI's taxonomy places the organism in Eukaryota, Metazoa, Arthropoda, Insecta, Orthoptera, Gryllidae.
AUAUCCUUAUCCUUAGCGCGAGUUCGGUCGGUCUCAUGGCGGCGCAGGGGUUGUUUGUUGUAUGCGAGUUGUCAAAUACUUCGGAGACGUAUGAUCAAUGAUGAUUGGAAAGUGCACGAAUUAUAACUGCUGUUUUAAGGCAGAAGUUUUGUACAUUGCUGGAGUAUCUUGCAGAUUUGAAUUCAUCAUAUUCUUGCUCUGAGGAUUUGUUUAGAACGUUUGACAGAUUGAAUCAUGUGAAAAUAGUGCCUUUUUGGUGCAUUUGAGUGCUAGAAGCUCUCCCAAUACUAAUCAAGCUCUUUCUGCAUGUCAAUUGCAGCAGAAUAGUUGUCGCACUAAUUUGUUAGACUUUUUAAAUAAUGGAUAAAUUCUUUAGCAGCCUGAGCAAUAAAUUCAUAAAUAAACAGAAUAGCUCAAGAAGUCCAGUCGCUUCUCCUAGUGAUGAUGGCUCAUCCAAAUUUUUGGCAGAAGGAUCAGGACCUCUAGUUCAUCCUGCAAUUUUGGAAUAUCGUAGACCUGUUAUGAGAAAGCCUGAUCCUGUUGUUGCUGAGCAGAUACUGAACAGUAUAAACCCUAUUUAUUUCAGUAGUGAAGGUUUUGAUGCUUCUGAACACGAGUUGAAGAAACUUCCUGAAGUGUUGGACACUGCAGCUAUUAUGAAAGAUUUAGAGUUGUUGAAGCAACAACAUUCUGUUGUAUCUCGGAAAGUUCUACAGUUAAUACAGCAAAAGGAAGAAGCCUGCCAAGAAGAAUUUGAAAGGUUCGCUGACAUACACAAUGAAUUAAACAUGGCAUUGCGCAUUUGUCGGGAGGGACGAACCAGCUUAAAUUUGGCAAAACGCCAAUUCACUACAGCAAGUCUUGGUAUACUUGCUAAUUAUCAAAAACGUCAAGUUGUUCAGGGCCUUCUUCAUAAUUUAAACAAUAUUAAGACUCUGCAAAGAAUGGAAGAACAGCUUCAAGAUUUGCUUGGAGAAGGGAAUUAUCAUGGUGCAAUAUCACUACUUCAGGAGUGUCAACAAGCUGCUUCUACCUACAGACAUUUUACCUGUGUUGUUGCUCUAAGUGGCAAACUUCAAGACACAUUGGUAAUGGCAGAACAGCAGUUAGAUGAAGCGCUUGCAAAGGUGUGCAAUGGUUUUGACAGUGAACAUUAUGGCAAAAUUCAAGAAGCAUAUAGAUUACUUGGCAAAACCCAACCUGCUAUGGAUCAUCUUCUAAUGCAUUUCACAUCUGCAAUACAUACAGCAGCCUUCAAUGUUGUUUAUGGACAUGUUGAACUAAGUGGAGUUCUUGCUGGUGACGGACACAAAAAACAAUACCAGCAGUUGUGCAAAUUUAUUACAUCUGACAGUUUGAUACCCUGUCUGUUAGAUUUGUGCAAAGCCUUAUGGGUCAUUAUGCGAAGCUACAUGCAUGUCAGUGCAUGGCAUGAUGCUGAUAAUGCGGAAUCAGAGAAGAUAUCUACAAGUGGAGGUUUACUUGUGGCAGUGGAUCUUGAGGCAAGCUGCAAUAAAGAAUACGUGAAGACAAAACUAAAAAGUGGUUUGGAAAGAAUUUGGCAAGAUGUUCAAAUGCGAGUGUGCACUUACUUGCGUGAAUCUCGAGCUGCUUGGUGCAAGUUUGACGAGUUCAUGCAAGUUCUCAGAGUUGUUCACAGGCUCAUGGAAAUUGGAGAAGAAUUUUGUGGUAGUAAAUCUGGAGAAUUGCAGAAAUUAAUGAAAGAACAAAGUGGUCAGUAUUUCAGAAAUUAUCAUAGAGAGCGUUUGGAGGAACUCAGAAUUUUUCUUGAAAAUGAAGGAUGGGAAAUAUGUCCAGUUAAACAAAAUUUUACUGUUUUACAGUUACAGGAAUUUAGAUCGUUUCGGGGAGUGCUGAAAGGUGUGAGUCUGGGAAGCCCAGAGUGUAGCAGUAGCAAUCAGUCUCAGGAUGGUAGUUCUACUUUAGGUGGUUAUUUUACUCGUUAUGCCGACUCUGGUUCUCCUUUUGACAUGAGCUUGGAUGAAACUCAGGAGGAAGAUAUAUUAGCCAACAUAGGGGAUGAACCAUCUGGCUACUUCAGUGAUGAAAGUGAUGAGGACAUUGAUGAAGAGCUUAAAAAAGACUUUGUAGAUGAAAAUGCUGGAGAAAGUUGUGGUAACAAACAUCAAACAAGAUCCAGUACUAAAAAGCAUGUCAAACAGGACUUGAAGGCUCUCAUACUUACCAAUACAAGUCUAACAGUGUUAAGACAGUGUGGCAAAUACAUGCAGCUUAGUAGAUUAUUACGACCUGUGGCGGGAGAUGUUUUGUUGUGUAUGAGUCAGCUUCUUGAAUAUUACUUGUAUGCCGUGCAUGCAUUCUUUACUAUUGAUCUGCCAGAUGCUUGUCAAUGGAAAUACAGUACCAAACUGAAAGAAUCUCUAGACAGAAUUAGACAUAGUUUAAUACAGACUCCAGUAUUAGAUGGAGAUCCAGAACCUGUCAACAAAGACAGGAGUAAGAUUGCAGAGCCUUGUAUCUCUCCAGUAGUAGAUUUGGGUCAGUCUGAAGUUCUUCACGGUUUGGAAUCUCGUGUGGUUGCUGUGGAAUCUGUGGUAUUUCUCGCUAAACAAUUUGAGUUAUUGCACAGUUAUUUGGAAAAAAUUGUUGCUGGCACUGGAUCACCAUUUUUGCAACAACUAUAUGCACAGUUGGUGGACGUGGCAGCAGAUUUAAGGCAACCAGUGUAUGCAUGUGUUUCAUCACGUGCCGUAGGGUUUUCGAAUGCCAAAAAGUGUUCUGUUGGAGGAAGAGGCCUUAUGCAAUUGGACUUUACCCACUUCUUGUCUAAAUUGGAGAAGCUUACAUCUGUACGACCGAUUCCCAAAAGUGAAUUUGUUGACCAUUAUGCCAAAGUUGAACACUAUGUAAAAGCAUAUUAUAUGCCAGAGAAGACUCUAGAAGCCUGGAUUCAGGAGCAUUGUGAUGAAUACACGUCUGAGCAGCUGAAAGCACUAGUCAGAUGUGCAUGCCAAAACGACAGCAAAACUCGCCAGAGAUUAGAAGCUUUAGUGAAAGCAAAAAGAUAAUGAAUAAUGCAAUAAAUUUCGUCCAUUAAUGCAAUGUUUAAGUUGUACCAAGUUUCAGCAAAUAUGAAUACUAUAAAUGUGAUAUUCUAAACAAAAAUUGAUGUAGAAAAAUGCUAGUUGACAUUAUGUUGCAAUUGCUGUAAAUUGUUUUUGAAGUGUGAAUCUAUUUUACAGUUUCUAUGCCAAUACAUAUUAUUAUAUAUUAUAUUGUUUGUAUACAGUAUUAGAUCUGAAAGCAGAUGUUAAAGAAAAUUUCUGAUGUACGAAAUAUGGAUCUGAUUAAAAUACUCUAUUUAUGUAUUGUCUGUAUGUUUACAUAUCUAUACUCAAUAUUGUCAGCAAUAGUUCUGUUGUGAUACAAGAGUCCAUUUCAAUAUAUUCUGUCAAUACGGUUAUUAACAUUAAUUAAAUUUCUUAAGUAAAAUUUUCCAAAUCCACUUUACAAUAUUGUUUUGAUCCUGUGCUCUUAAGAAAGUUUGUAUGAUCAAUUGUGUGAAAAAAAAAUGUCAUUGUAUGUUGUGUAUGCUUGAAAAUUAAAAUUCUUUAAUUGUACUCGUAAAAAAAAAAUGUAUAGGGCACAAUGACAAAUAUAAUAAUUUCCAUCUUUAAUGAGUAGCAAAGGAAAACAGCAUGUGAUGAUAUAAAAUGAGAUUGAAGAUGUUGUCGGAUCACAUUUAUCUCCAAGACCUGUCUUGGCAACAGAAAUUAAGGUAUAGCCCAAAGCUGGAGAGGUGUGAACCAUAUCACCCACCACAAUGCCCAAUCUCCAACAAGCAAAUGUUGCUCUUAUUUUCUAGAAGAGAAAUGGGAGGAUAUGCAAGUAAUUUGUGAUGAAUGCCAUACUCUUUUCUGAGCUUAGGCAAAGCAGGUCUUUGUUUUCUUCUUUCCUGUGCAUGUGAUCAUAAUGAUUUUGUUUUGUUUUCGCUUCCGCUAUAGAAGGGAUAAUGGGUGAAUGGUUAUGAAUGUGGUAUUAAAAGGAUAUUAAUGAAAGGUACAAUAAAUCACUUGUGCUGCAAAAACAUGGUAUGUUAAAAAUCAGUAUAUUACCAAGGAAACUAUAAAAUCUGGGAAACAAACGCCUGUCGAGUAUCUCUAUCAACCACUAUGCCUGUACUGUAUACUUUUUACUGUAUACAGAUAAUGCUCAAUUACCAGCCUCAGGAACGUGCAGAUCCUGGCAG